UCACAUGACGCCGGCCGGUGCUUACCAAGACAAUUCUUGUCUCGCGACUCGCGAAACACAACCGCGUCGAGCGUAGCACGGCCUUCACGUUUGUUACGUUCCGUGCUUUAUCGAAAAUUAUUUUCAACCAAAAACUAUUUUAACCUUAAUUAAAUUAAACAUAUUGCCACGAUUAUAUGUGUGCUGUGCUGUGUUAUACCAAAAAACAAUGUGACAUAUUUUUUAAGUGAUUGUGUGAGAUUCGUGUUUUACGUGACAUAAUUUUGUUGUUGUGAAAAGAUUUUAUUAUGGAAACCCGGCAUUACUGGGAGGAGAACGGGCAUACCGUUAAAUAUGACAGUUACAAUUCUAACGACGGCUUCGGUCGGCCAAGUGGUGAUCAGCUCAACUUCUCAGCGCGUUCAGAGGAUGAAGGAGACUACAUUGCUGGUUCGGCAGCCUACCUCAAGAAGGGAAAGGUCUCAAGGGCAAGUUACAGCAGAUUGCCCAAUCAAGAUCCAAUGUCACACCGCAUCAUCGAGAAGAGACGACGUGAUCGAAUGAACAACUGUCUCGCUGACCUCUCCCGACUCAUUCCACCUGAAUAUCUGAAGAAAGGGCGUGGCAGAGUUGAGAAGACUGAGAUAAUUGAGAUGGCCAUCCGACACCUGAAGUUCCUACAGGAUCGAGUCAAUGAAGAAUGCAUCUUCGCGGUGGCUUGUUUUGUAGCGGCUGAACGGCAAGUGGUGGAGGAUCAUUUCAAAGCGGGAUACCAGGAGGCAGUAGGGGAGGCUGUCAGGUUCCUAGUGGAGGUUCAGGGAUUCGGGCCCGCGGACGGCCUCUGCGUGCAACUGGCUUCGCAUAUGCAGAGGCAUUGUGAAGGUGUAACCAAAGGUGAGGUGUUACUACGUGAGAAAGUCCCGCGAUCCCAGGGUGGGUCAUCUUCAGAGACAGCGAGCUCGUCCGGCAGUUCCCAUGGAUACGCCAUGAAAGGGGUCAUCCAGCAUCCGGAACCACCACCAACAUUCCCCCGUGAGCCUUUUGAACCGGAAAGACAGAUAGAGGCAUAUCCUAUGGAGUGCGAAAGAGUAUCAGUGGGCCCUAUCGCGUUAGUCGACAACUCCAUUGCUGACCAACCGCUACCCCUAGACGGACGAUGCAAGCGUUCACCAACACUUCGCAAAGUGCGAAAGCCGGAACACGGGGAGGACUUUUUGCAUUCCUACAAAUUCAAGAACUCCAUAGAGAGGCGAUUUUCCCGGUCACAAGACAAUGAAGCGGCUCAGCAAAUAGCGAGACCUACGCACGCGCACAAAGUGUACAAUCACAAGAGGCGACGCGCGACCAAACCAGCUCCCUCCACUUCGACCUCGGCUUCGGGCUCCACUGAAGAUGCCAGAGAUACGUCGCCACAGGAUACUUCCAGUGAGUCACCACAUCAUCAUCAGUACGAGAAACCACUUCCUCCUACGCAGUUUGUGCCCGUCUUCGCACUAAAUGCUCUUGGUAAAUACUACGUCCCACUUAGCGUGGACUACUCAUGCUUAGCGCGACAUCUAGGUCCGUACGACGUUUUAGACGCGCGUGCCGUACAACUCUCGGCCCCACUUCAUCCUGUCACAAUACACGUCAAUUUUCAGCCUUGUCUUAAUUAUCACGUCAAACGCGAGCCCAAUGAGCGUGAUUGGAGGCCUGCGUAGAUGGCAACACUGAAUCUAUGGUUAAAUAGACUUAAGAUAUAUCAAAAUUGUUAUUCCAUAUUUAAAUAAAAGUUCUUUAAUGGAUAUAGAUAUAAACAUAUAAAUAAACCUUUGAUAUUAUAAUUAGUCUAUUGAAGUGUUGCUAUAUAAACCUUAUCUAUUGUCUAUUGUGCGUUAAGUAGUAGUGUUGGUGGCAGUCUCAUUGACCACCAUUGUUGAAAAGUGCUUUUCAAUAAAUAAGUCAUUAAAAUCGUUUAUAUCCGGUACCGAAAUUGUAUUUAAGUUUUUAUAUAUUCUAUAGUUUAUGUUCGUCCAUUCUUCAAGGAUUAAUAAAAUAACGGGCCAUAACAACACUUCGGAAUUUAAAAUGGAUGUUCUACAAAUAAAGAAAUGUCAAUUUAAUAAAAAAAAAAUAUUUUAUUAUGAACCGAUAUUGUUUAUUUAGGACAAUAAUUAUUGUCAAGUAUUCUGUCAAAGUCAAAAUUCCAGCCACGAUGGGCGGGCUCAUUAAAGGGACCAAUAUUAUGGCGACAUUUCUAGUUUUAGAUUAUUUUAUAUAUCCUUAGUAAGUUAUUUCGUAAGCGCGUUUAGGAUAUGACGUCAUCGCAAUGUAUUUCCAAAUUUAAACAUUUUAAAACAAUUCAUCGCCGGAUACAAUGGCAAUGUUGGAUUUAGACCAAAUGUACUCAAAUUAGAUAAAAACAGAAAAAUCUCUAUUUUAAUAAAUACUUAUAACAUUUUAGUUCUAAUUUUAAAAUAUAAGAUAUGUAAAUUGAACUGACAAAUUAAAGUAAGAGAUGUUUAAGAUAUACGUAGAUAUUUAUUAUAUUCUGGUGGGAGGUGAAGUUAAGACUGCGUUAGAAUUGGCAGGCGGCGUUCAGUGUUCUUAGUCUCGGCUGUGAUAUAAAGAAUGUACCUAGUCAAGUUCUCUGGUGAUGCUUGACGUAUUUUUGAACAUUAUUUAUCUGUAAGACAUAUACAUAAUUAAAAAGUCCAUUUUACAAUGUAUUCGGCGAUAAAUAUUGCACCCAUUUUUGGCUAGUUUCUAAACUAAACGAUACGAUCGUAUAUAAAAGCUCUGUAAAAUAGUCAAACGAUGUGCAUAAUUUAUUAUCGAAUACUGAAAAUUGUAAUCUAGACAUUUUUAAAUGUUACAAUAUUGUUUAUUCUCUAUAAUGCCUACAUCAAAUGUAUAGUAAUUGGUAGAGUAUUGACAAAUUGUCAUAGAUUAAAUUUGUUUUAUAUAGAUUUAUUAUAAAAAUAUAACUUGUUACUGGAAACCAUAAGUUAUCAUUUGUUGAUUGUAUACGGGUUUAUGUACUUGUUGGACCCUUAUGUAUAUAGAAGCCAUAUAAAGUUUUACAAAAAAAUAUAUUUACUAAUACAAAUGUAGACAACCAGUGACUAUAAAAUAGUUGUUAUA
Molecule: messenger RNA, 3102 nt
Organism: Pieris brassicae (large cabbage white)
Lineage: Eukaryota; Metazoa; Arthropoda; Insecta; Lepidoptera; Pieridae
Gene: cwo
Product: transcription factor cwo
Exons: 9
Coding region: 288-1679 (463 amino acids)
Biological process (GO): anterior/posterior pattern specification; regulation of neurogenesis; regulation of circadian rhythm
Cellular component (GO): nucleus
Molecular function (GO): DNA-binding transcription factor activity, RNA polymerase II-specific; RNA polymerase II cis-regulatory region sequence-specific DNA binding; protein dimerization activity
Source: RefSeq, a predicted model, not a curated record